Messenger RNA from Olea europaea var. sylvestris, 965 nucleotides. RefSeq lists its product as uncharacterized. The record is from RefSeq and is a predicted model, not a curated record. The transcript has 2 exons. Lineage: Eukaryota; Viridiplantae; Streptophyta; Magnoliopsida; Lamiales; Oleaceae. Bases 110 to 724 code for a protein of 204 amino acids.
CAUUCUCUCUCUAAUCAAGAUUUUCUAGAGAGAGAGAAAGAAUAUACACACAUAUAUAUAUAGAGAGAGAGAGAGAGAGUAAUCAUUUUGCUUCAUAAAAUAAGAGAAAAUGGGAGGUUGUGCGACCAAGCCAAAGGUGUCGAAAGGCGAUGAACCAGAGGCUUCGCCUCCUGUUUCGAAGGAGGAGGUAGAGGAAAAAGAGGUGGCGACAGUGGGAGAAGUGGCGGCUAAGGAUGAAGGGGUGGUGAUUGAUAACGAUACCAAGCGUCAAUCCCUUGGUUUUCUAUUCGAGAACGACGGGAAGCUGGAAUCAAGUGAAAGCGAUAAAUCAACUAAUGAACUAGUAGACCUAACAUCAUCUGAAACCAGACAAGCUUCUGAUGUACUGGCCGAAGCUAAGCCUCAAGAAAACGUGCACGUAAAAUCUUCAGAGCUGGUUGCUUCUACUGAGCCCUCGAAUGAAAAGAAAGAAAUUGUAAAACCAACUGCAGACAGUUUAGAAACUGAACCAUCUGAGACGAUAAAAGAAGUGAAAUCAGUGGAGAAUGCAAAGGUCGAUACACUAGAGGAAAAGAGACCGGAGGAGAAACCUAUCACGCCUGAUCAGACAAACAGUUUAGAAACUGAAACAUUGCAGAAGGUAACAGAAGAUAAACAAGUGGAUACUAAGGCUGAAACAGCUGAGGAAAAGAAAAUCGAAGAUAAACCUAUUACGUCUGAUUAGAAGACAGAGAAGUGAACGGGGGAUGUGCUGUGAAGAAUGGCUAUGAAGAUUAAGAAACUUUGAUUCGAGUAAUUUAGAUAAAUUCUUUCUUGUUAUAUGAUAAAAAGGAUGUUCAAGUGCUAAGAGGUAUGUAUAAGUCAGCAAUGGAAGAUUAUUAACAAAUUUGAAGGAUGCAGACAACCUUCUGCCAUUAUAGAAUUAAGUAACUUAUUAUGGCAUAUAUUAUUGCUUUGUUUCUUCC